Molecule: messenger RNA, 4886 nt
Organism: Sander lucioperca (pikeperch)
Lineage: Eukaryota; Metazoa; Chordata; Actinopteri; Perciformes; Percidae
Product: RNA binding protein fox-1 homolog 3-like
Exons: 13
Coding region: 68-1324 (418 amino acids)
Biological process (GO): nervous system development; regulation of alternative mRNA splicing, via spliceosome
Cellular component (GO): cytoplasm; nucleus
Molecular function (GO): mRNA binding
Source: RefSeq, a predicted model, not a curated record
ACACCUGAAUGCACCGUCCAAGCCCGCACGCUUUAUCUUCGUUGUUUGUUUGCAUAACUCACGGGGAAUGCAUGUUGUCACACCGGUGACUUCAGGAAAGCAGGAGGAGUUUCACGUUCUACUGUUUUUCCUGUUAACUCCGACUCGGGCAGUGGCCAUGGUGUCUGGAAAAGUGCAGCUGAAGGCUACCGGAAACACGUUGUGUAAGUCAGGAAGCGUUGCUGUCUUCGGGAACGUGGUAUACAGCGGACUGCUGAACGAUCACCUCUGGCAUUUGGGAGUGCCCCUCUUUACAAGACUGGGUAACCAAGAGGCCACCAAUCCCCCAGAAGCGAUGGCCCAGCCGUACACCCCAGCCCAGUACCCACCUCCCCCACAGAAUGGCAUCCCCGCAGAGUUUGCGGCACCGCACCCGCUUCCAACCCAGGACUACAGCGGGCAGAGCCGGGUUCCCGAGCACGCUCUGACCCUCUACACGCCCACACAGACACACAGCGAUCCGGCCGGCACUGACAACAGCACACCCGCCAUCACCGCCACCACGACCGCACCGGUCAGUGUCCUUCAUCAUCUGCAAACACUGUUCUCAACACGCUGUCAGCAAACAGAUGAUGUGACGCAAACAGAGGGCUCUCAGCAGCUCCAGCUCCAGCACUCAGACUCUUCAGAGAAGCAGCAGCCGAAAAGGUUACAUGUCUCCAACAUUCCCUUCCGCUUCCGGGACCCUGACCUAAGGCAAAUGUUUGGGCAAUUUGGAAAGAUUUUAGAUGUGGAGAUUAUCUUUAAUGAGCGAGGAUCCAAGGGCUUUGGGUUUGUAACUUUUGAAACAAGCACAGAUGCUGAUCGUGCACGGGAGAAACUAAACGGUACAAUCGUAGAGGGACGCAAAAUAGAGGUGAACAACGCAACAGCACGAGUGAUGACAAACAAAAAAGUGGCCAACCCUUACACGAAUGGCUGGAAGCUGAAUCCAGUGGUGGGAGCUGUCUAUGGUCCUGAACUGUAUGCCGUAACAGGGUUUCCCUACCCUGCCACAGGCGCUACGGUGGCCUAUAGGGGUGCCCACUUGCGAGGUCGGGGGCGGGCUGUGUACAACACAUUCCGCACAGCUCCACCGCCACCACCAAUCCCAGCUUAUGGAGCGGUGGUGUACCAAGAUGGCUUCUAUGGUGCAGAGAUCUAUGGUGGCUAUGCAGCAUACAGAUUUGCCCAGCCCACCACCACCGCUGCUUACAGUGACAGCUAUGGCAGAGUCUAUGCAACAGCAGACCCCUACCACCACACGAUUGGCCCUGCUGCCACAUACAGUGUGGGGACUAUGUAAAUACAAAAGGAAGAGCUGUACUCAGUAUUGAUGGACAUCACAGAUGAAAACAACGAAGAGAGGAGAGCUAGCUUUAAGAAAAUAACACAAGAAGAAGAAGACGAGAAGGAGUCCCUCUACUGAGGCUGGCGGGGGAAGACGGGAGGCGUACAAAGUGGCGCCGCAGCAGCGGUGUCAAACCAGCCACAAACUUGACAGACGGAGUGAGCCAGUUUCCACCAGGGACCACCUUUUUGCCGGAUAGAAAAGACAGAGAGAAUGAAAAGUGUCCCAUUAUUAUAAAACAUUUUAUUUUUCUAUACUUUUGUGAUUUACAAUGGUAAAAAAGUGUGUAUAAAGCAGUAUAUAUGUACAAAUCUGUUUUUAUGUUUUUUGGUAAGGGAGAUGAACAGUUGGCCCUUGAUGCUGAUUCUGUGGUAUGCAGGAAGGAGGAGGGAGGAGCCCCCCCUCCUCUCUCUAUGGCAAACUGCUCUGUCGCCGAGGUCGUGUAAAACAAAAACAUAAACAGAAAGGUGGCAGGGAGAGCUCGGCAUCCAGGCAGAAGCACUUUCUACGCUGUACUUCCUGUGGGUGGAGUCAAAGGUCAGCCUCCUGGUCUCACUGCUCCACCUUCUUCCUUUCAGUCUCCCUGACCUCCUUCCUUCCUUCCUUCCUUCCUUUUUUCGGGCUGGUGAUGUCGCUCCUUCCUCUGCGGUGUCACUGGCCAGCAGCGCCUACUGUUAGCAGCGUCCCCCGUGGAUACUGUCGUGAUGUCACUUUCUCCUGGCAGCACCAUUGGGCAUCCCCGCCCUCCCCAAUGGGCAGCGUCACUGGUUUACAGCGUUGGGGAGUGGGGGGGUGAGCCACGGUGAGAGGGUAUAACGCCGAGCCUCCCCGGUCUGCCCCUCUCCACGCCCCAGCAGAGGUCAAUGACUGAGGACUAGUUAAGAGAAAAUGGCGCAGAAGUCGCCGACUUUACUCACCUGCCAGACUCCGAGCCCAAGCCUUUGUGUCACUCUGCACCGACGGACAAACUAUCAGACCAACAAUGAUAAGGUGCGUACAACUACCAAGGAUGCACGUUUCCACCUGACGAGAAUAACUCAUCAACGUCCAUGUAACAAAUUGAAUUAUAAUCGAAUAAUCCCAUUGUACUACAUCAGCAGGUGCAUAACCAAAACACAAGCCUGAGGCAUAUAGACUAUGUCGCUAGAUAAAAACAUUAUAGAAAUACAGUAGUGCCCAUCCAACGGUAACAAGGAACGAGGGCUGAAAUAUGUCAAUUUUUUUUGUCAAUGUAUUCUGAGAAUAUUUAUUUGUGUGUUUUUGUUUUGUUUUUUGCAGCACUGAAAACUUUUAAAGUGGAAAAAAAGUUUAAAUUUGGUGAAAGCGAAACCUUAAUUCUUUAUAUCAGAAGAGUCACUGUAAACGUGUUUAAACAAGAAUGUUGGUUCAGUUCUUUGAAUGUACAUUAAUGUCUAGGGUGUCCAAUAAGUAUGUAUUCUUUUUCUGUAUAUAAAUAUAUAUACAUAUCUAUUAUAUGGGCUGUGGUGAUGUCAGGGAGUAGAGGGGGUGGGCAGGAAAGCCUCUGGCCCCCGAACAUAGCUAUCAGACCCCCUCCAACUAAAUAUGUCCCUGAUAUUUACUGUAACAUGUGAUCAUGUGUUAUAUGAUUGAAAGUGUGAUGGUGAUAGUGUGAAAUGAUCUCCCCUGAACCCACCCCACCCCCCACCCCCCACCCCCCUUACCACACAAACACACACCCUGUGCUGAUGCUCAUAGAUUGGCAACACAUGCAGAUUUACAAACAAUACUACAUUUUUGCCCCAUCAAAUGCAAAACAUCACAUCCUACUUUUACCCGACAGAGAACCUCAUCUGCAGUAAUUUCAGCCCUUUAUUGGAGUUGGGAAGACUUGCUAAUUAGCGCAAGGUGUUGUGGGUGUCAGAUAAAAAAAGUUUAUGAAUAUUGAUUUUUCUUUCCUUACUUGAACCAAAGUAUGAUUUCAACACAGUCUCAGUGCUCUUUGAUCAGAAGACAGUGAGACUCUGUGAUGACAGCGGAGCCCGGAUGUGUAUUGACGUGACCCAGAUUUCAUUCGCUCAUCACUACUGAGGAAGAGCUCGCUCUUCUGCUAAUAUAAAGGAGCCCCGCUGAUGAAGCCCAGCUCGCAGCUUCCUGCAGCAGGCUUAUGAACUGCUGUUCUCAUGCUGACCCUGGUGGGCAGGCUGCUUUAUUGCGUAUUGGAAAUAACCUGCUGGCUCUGAAAAGAAAGUUGUUGUUUUUAUCAGAGGCGAGCAGGUUCGGGUGAAGCACAACUUUGUUUGAGAGUUCAGGGUACACUACUUACCAGUAGUGGUUUUGUGUGAAUUGCUAGAAGGUUAAGCUCCUGACUUCCUGUAAAAAACUACAGUGUGUACUGUUAAUAUCCUGUACAGUAAAUCUCACCUCACACUUCUUGAUUAACUUAAUCUUAUUUCAGGUAAAAAAAAAACUAAAAAAAACGUUCUGAAUCAGGGCUCCUACCCACGCGACCUCUGUUCAUCUGUAGACAGCUUCUCAUAUAUUACAAAGAGUAUCUAUAUCAUGGCAACUAACUGUUGUGAAGUCUAAUUGGGGUAAAGUCGGUCAUUUGUUCUCCCAUGCAGCUAUCACAUGCAGGCUUAGCAUUUUUAUACAUGUAGGUUUGUUUCUGAGAGUCACAUGAUUCAUCUGGCCUACUUACAGCGCUACAGACUUGUGGUGGGUCAGAAACAACUCAGGAGCAGGUUGGAGCUUUACUUUGACAGGAACUUCCUGGGAGGCAAAAAUCUGCUUAAAUCUGGAGUUAACUGGCAGAGAUGAACCACAGCUUUUAUUUUUUUUUGCUCUUUAUCAUUAAGGUUUGAUCCACUGAAUGAUCUAUGCACUCUGCAACAAAAACAGAUAUGAUGUCAUGUGAAGACACCACUAUUAUCUACUUAUUCUAGUUAGCAAGUAGUUCAUAAAAUUGUAGGAGUGUGGCUGGCGCUAUUUUAUAUUUUUAUUGCAAAAAAAACCCAUGAAAACAACAAAACCAACAAUGCAUUGGUCCGCCUCUUGAUACUUUGAUUUCCUGUGUCUGGCUCACAGCUACAAGCCCAUUGGUUCCCACUGAAGAUGUGAUAUGUGUCGAGAACGCUUACUAAGCAAGAGCCAAUGGACGAGAAAGCAGCUUGCUUACUUUAAAAGUGUUUUUGUUGUUUUGGUACAAACUGGGGGGAAAAUGCAGUCCAGCCACAUUAAAGCUGCAGUAGUAAGAAUUUGUUUUGGGCACUUGGGGACAGAAGAAGUCAGAAACUACAAAACAAGAGAGUCAGCUCCUGUUCUCUUAGCUUUCAUUGCAUUACUGUAUAAAACAAAGAUUCCAUUUUGUUAGCAUUCCACAACCUCAGCUCCCAUAAGGCUUUGAUAGUGCUUCUCUGGCUAAGCCUCAUGGGAGCUGUAGUUGAAUACUGACAGAAUAAUCACUUAAACACACCUGAGAUUGUAUUGCCUUCAAAUUUUCUGUGGGUUCAAGAAAAUGUGUAACCUGUUUCACAUCAUAUUUUAAACCAUUGUCAAU